UUGAGCCACCUUGAAUGAGAGACAGGGGUAACUAGGCAACUUCAGCGGCGGUAAAAUAAUUUUAAAAAUAAAAUAAAAAAUAAGAUAUGUCCACGAAACACUGAAAUAGUAAAAUUGUCGAAAAAUGAGAGGCGAACCAAUGUGAUUUUAUUUCGUGCGUGUCCGGCAAAUGGAAUUAAGGAAUGGAUUUUUUUCUCUCUAAGAAGCGAAAACAGAUCGCGCAAACGAACCGGAACCUGAUUUGGAUUAAAACGGUUAAACUGGAAAUUUCAGCAUAGCUGUCAUAUGAAAGGUGCUAAUGGAGGGAGGGACAGAGAUGUACAACAGAAGGACAGUCUUUGAAGUGUCCUACCAAAGAGGAAUACCAGUACUCAACCUGGACUAAAGAAUAAUACAGUACUACAACAACAACCCAUGUGUUCUCUUUGGAAGGAGGAAUUCACCAAUCACUAUGUGGGAUCUGCACUAAAGAGCAAUAGAGGGACCAUGUAAUACUUGACCUAAUUUGAGGAACAUCUAGCCACCAUGUUAGAACUAGUCUGAAGCAGAAGGACCGCUACAACAUCUACCUGUCAUCAGCUCUACCAGGAUGGGUCCAAAUUGAAGAAGAUCUGAACCCCUGGAUUUCUUCACCAAAGAGGAAUAACACCAGGCUUCUCACCAUGGACUUGGAGAAAAACUCUGUCCUCGACCUGGAGUAGAGGGAGUAGUGGCUCUGUCCUAGACCUGGAGUAGAGGGAGUAAAGGCUCUGUCCUAGACCUGGAGUAGAGGGAGUAGUGGCUCUGUCCUAGACCUGGAGUAGAGGGAGUAGUGGCUCUGUCCUAGACCUGGAGCAGAGGGAGUAGUGGCUCUGUCCUAGACCUGGAGCAGAGGGAGUAAAGGCUCUGUCCUAGACCUGGAGUAGAGGGAGUAGUGGCUCUGUCCUAGACCUGGAGUAGAGGGAGUACUGGCUCUGUCCUAGACCUGGAGCAGAGGGAGUAGUUGCUCUGUCCUAGACAUGGAGCAGAGGGAGUAGUGGCUCUGUCCUAGACCUGGAGCAGAGGGAGUAGUGGCUCUGUCCUAGACCUGGAGAAGAGGGAGUAGUGGCUCUCUCCUAGACCUGGAGCAGAAGGAGUAGUGGCUCUGUCCUAGACCUGGAGCAGAGGGAGUAAUGGCUCUGUCCUAGACCUGGAGUAGAGGGAGUAGUGGCUCUAUCCUAGACCUGGAGUAGAGGGAGUAGUGGCUCUGUCCUAGACCUGGAGCAGAGGGAGUAGUGGCUCUGUCCUAGACUUGGUGCAGAGGGAGUAGUGGCUCUGUCCUAGACCUGGAGUAGAGGGAGUAGUGGCUCUGUCCUAGACCUGGAGUAGAGGGAGUAAAGGCUCUGACCUAGACCUGGAGCAGAUGGAGUAGUGGCUCUGUCCUAAAACCUGGAGCGGAGGGAGUAGUGGCUCUGUCCUAGACCUGGAGCAGAGGGAGUAGUGGCUCUGUCCUAGACCUGGAGCAGAGGGAGUAGUGGCUCUGUCCUAGACCUGGAGCAGAGGGAGUAGUGGCUCUGUCCUAGACCUGGAGCAGAGGGAGUAGUGGCUCUGUCCUAGACCUGGAGCAGAGGGAGUAGUGGCUCUGUCCUAGACCUGGAGUAGAAGGAGUAGUGGCUCUGUCCUAGACCUGGAGCAGAGAGAGUAGUGGCUCUGUCCUAGACCUGGAGCAGAGGGAGUAGUGGCUCUGUCCUAGGGGACAGGGGGUAAGGGACCAAAGUCCAAAGGAGGUAGGGUGAGUGUGAUAACCAUCCUGGAGUAGGGGAUAGGGGACUAGUCCACAGGAGGCAGCAGAGGACUGAUAACCCCAUGGUGGAUCUGCUGUGAGGAGGACUGUGGACAGGAAGGACCCAGGAGGAUGUCAUCAGCCGGAGGAGAGUCAGCCAGCUCGGAGCUCCAAGCAGGUGUCAAAACCAGCACUCUGAGACGGGAGUCCAGGAGGACUAAAGCUGGUCAGGACCGCACUGAGACGGGGCUGAUUAAGCGUUUCCGUGGUGAUGGCGUGCGCUACAAGGCCAAGCUGAUCGGGACUGAUGAGGUGACAGCGGCACGCGGGGACAAGCUGUGCCAGGACUCCAUGAUGAAGCUCAAGGGAAUGGCUUCGUCAGCACGCUCCAAAGGAGAGCACAAGCAGAGAGUCUUCCUCACCAUCUCCUUCGGGGGGAUCAAGAUUUACGACGAGAGAUCAGGGGUUCUGCUGCAUCACCACUCAGUGCAUGAGAUCUCCUAUAUCGCCAAGGAUACCCGGGAUCACCGGGCCUUUGGCUAUGUCUGUGGGAAGGAGGGACACCACAGGUUUGUGGCCAUCAAGUCUGGCCAGUCGGCGGAGCCACUGAUCAUUGACCUGCGUGACCUCUUCACGCUCAUCUACGACAUCAAGCAGCGAGAGGAGAUGGAGAAGAAGUCCCAGAAGGACAAGCAGUGUGAGCAGGCCGUCUACCAGACCAUUCUGGAGGAUGAGGUGGAUGAUCCAGUUUACCAGUACAUUGUGUUUGAGGCUGGACAUGAGCCCCUCCGUGGCCACCAAUCAGAGGAGAGCGUUUACCAGGUCCCUACCGCUACCAGUCAGCAGAAGGGAGAAGGGAUCUAUGACGUCCCAAAACGCCAUUUUAUGACUAACAUCAACCACUUUGAUCUGUUCGGAGACAUGUCCACUCCACCCUCGAUGCCCCCGUCCCCGGCCAACACUUUGGACCCCAGCAGGAGCCACCACCAACACCAGCACCAACACCCCCCAGAGAUGUUCACCGGCCCCUUCAGCCCCACCUCUGUCCCCUCGGGGUACAUGACCAUGGGGCCAGUCCAGGCAGCCCAGUGGGCUCAGCAGGGAUCCUUCUCUGGCCAGGCCCAGACCCUGGCCUUUGGAGUGCAGGGGCCCCUCCAGGUUACCCAGGUCCUCCCGGGAGGCCAGCCCGUCAUCUGGAGCCAGGCCAACAUCUUCCCUGCCACCCAGCAGCAGUGGGCCACCAUGGCUGCCUACAUGCCCGCCCAGGCCGUGGGCGUGGGGGGUCACCACGUCCCCAUGAUGGUGCCCAUCACCACCGUGUGCCCUGGCCCCCAGGGCCUACACUAUGACCUCUCCUCCACCCCCUCCUCGGCCAUCACCAGCCCCCAGCACCAGGCGAUGGACCCCGCCCUGCUCCAGCAGCUCCAGCAGCUCCAGCAGCAGCACAGCCUCAGUGGGGAUUCUGACGCAGGAGAAGGCCCCUCUUCGCUGGGCCUUGUCAUGGUGGGCAGCAGGUGUGGAACACCUGGGCCGAUGAGUCCCACUUCAAUGGGUCUGGGUGCUGUGGGCAGGUGUGAGACGCCUGUUAGCCUUGUCAUGAUGGCGAGGUGUGAGACACCCGGCCCUGGUCCAGUGAACGUGCCUCCUGACACCCUGGUCUGUAGCCAGCUAUGCCUGGGGUCACCGGCUGUGAUGUCACCAUUGGCCUUGACCCAGGAAGAGGAAGGCAGCUGUUGUGACCUUGACCUCUCUCGGAUGACCUUGAGUCCUGGCACAUCCACCUCACCCUCCACUGACUCAGCCCCAGCCCCCCAGCCUGGACCGUCCUCAGACUCCGCCUCGUCCCAGACCAGUGACCCCCCCACAGACCACUCUCCCAUCCAAACACAGGCCACACCCCCCAGCACCAGGGAGGAUGACUCGGGCUUAUGCACCAGGGCUCUGUCUCCUUGUCCAUCCAGAGAUGCUCCACCUGAUUCUCCCCAGGCUCAGAUCUGUCCACAGGAAGACAGUUAGAGAACUCUGGGAGAAGGAACCUCUGUGACCGUCAGGAGGAUAGAAGAAGAAGAGAGGAGAGGAGGACAGCGGACUGAGAGAUGGAGGAGAGGAGACUGGACUCCUAUGUCCCUUCUAAUAACUUGAUUACACGGAUCUCUGUUCUGGAGAGUGCUGAUAUUGGCAGCCUAAAGCAGCAUUAUCAUAGGAUUGGCUUCUUUCC
Molecule: messenger RNA, 3959 nt
Organism: Oncorhynchus masou masou (cherry salmon)
Lineage: Eukaryota; Metazoa; Chordata; Actinopteri; Salmoniformes; Salmonidae
Product: disabled homolog 1-like
Exons: 14
Coding region: 1874-3757 (627 amino acids)
Biological process (GO): ventral spinal cord development; lateral motor column neuron migration
Cellular component (GO): cytoplasm
Source: RefSeq, a predicted model, not a curated record